AUGAGGCUACCAACGGUGUUUCUAUUAGUUGUUUCCUGUGCUCUGGGAUUCGAACAGGAGUCCUGUUAUCUAUCUGAGGAAGAGGAGGAUCAGUGCGCUUCGGUGUGUUAUCCCAUUGUUAAACCUUUAUUAAGAUACUUUGAGGUUUGCCAGACGAAGGACAAGACGAAUGCAGAGCUGCAGGAGAAAUAUGUGAAACUUUUGGAAAACUUUUCGAAAAUUCAAAAUGAAUUGAAUAAAGUUAGUCUCGAAAAUAAGGACUUGCAAGCAAAGAAAGAUCUGGAAUUUGAAAAGCAAAAAGCUCAAAUCGAACAACAAAGUACUCGAAUUAUUCAACUGCAAGAUGAAAUAUCUGAUCUGAAAAAGUCAUGCGAACUGAGUGAGCUGAAGAAUCUGUUUAGUGAAGAAUUGGAAAAGCUACAAAAAAUAACAAAAGCCGGCCAAGAGGUUAUAAUUGAAAAAGAAAACAAUGACAGCAAAGUAAACUCAGUGACGAAAAUUAAAGCUACUAACACUACUACGAGUCCGUCGAACUCAGAAGCACCAAUCAGAGGAUUCGAACCUUUUGAGGUGCGUUGUUACUCAGAUGAGGAGAUUGGAGCUGGGUGGAUGGAGGUUUAUUGGAUAGAUAGUGAUUCAGAGAAUUUCAAUUAUACAUAUGAAGAGUACAUCAACGGAUUUGGAAAUGUGGAGGCUGAAAUAUUCAUGGGACUUGAAAAAUUACAUAUUUUAACUAAUUGGAAGCCUCAUGAGGUGAGAAUCAAUGAACUAGUGCAAUGCAAAACCUUCGUUGUGGGCAAUAAGAGCGAAGGCUACAUGGUGAAGAAGAUUGACGGGUGUACCGGAGGUACAUCGUAUUUCAACCUAAUCCAGGGAACCAAGUUCUCAACAUACGAUCGAGAUGAGGACGGAAAUCCGAAUCACAAUUGGGCGAAGGAAUUGGGCUAUGGAUGGUGGUUCAGUUUUGAGUAA
Molecule: messenger RNA, 972 nt
Organism: Drosophila bipectinata
Lineage: Eukaryota; Metazoa; Arthropoda; Insecta; Diptera; Drosophilidae
Source: RefSeq, a predicted model, not a curated record